Zingiber officinale is the source of this 4101-nucleotide messenger RNA. RefSeq lists its product as uncharacterized. Bases 1 to 3276 code for a protein of 1091 amino acids. The transcript is spliced from 2 exons. Lineage: Eukaryota; Viridiplantae; Streptophyta; Magnoliopsida; Zingiberales; Zingiberaceae. The record is from RefSeq and is a predicted model, not a curated record.
AUGCAACCUCAGCAGAAUUUUAGCAGCUCAAAAAUUGAGGAUUUGAUGCAGCAAGUGCUACAACAGCAACAGCAAAUGAUGCAACAGCAGCAACAUCAGCAGAGGAUUGAUACAACAUUGCAAAACAUUGAAAGGCAGAUUAGGCAGCUUGCUAGCAACAUUAAUCAGAUGCAAAAUCAAGGAUCUGGGCAAUUACCUUCACAACCGACUCCAAAUCCUAAAGGAAAUGUGAGUGCAUUAACUCUUCGAAGUGGCAAAACAAUUUCAGACCCAAAUUCGAAUUUUUCAGCUAGAUCACAGCAAGUCAUAUCCAGGACAGCUUCAUAUUUGACUUCACAGAAAUUGCAGAAUUUUCCAGCAAAUUCAGAGCGACCAGAUUCUGCACAGCAUGGGAUUACUGGAGCUGAUCAGCAACAUUUCAAUCAACCUGCAACUUCAGAUUAUGAUCAAAUUGAUGGAGCAGAUUUCGGCUUGGAUUUUACUCCAACAGCAGCUCCAAAUUCAACUCAAAAUUCAGCACAGAACUUGGGAAAUUCUGGGCAGAAUCUGGACAGAACUUUUAACCAGCAAGAAGCCGAGCAUUCCACUCCAUUACCUUUCCCUCAAAGAAGUGUACAACCAAGAAAAGAAAUGGAGGAAGAAAAGGCUAGGGAAUAUCAAGAAUUGGUGAAAUUAUUCAGCAAGGUUGAAAUGAAUGUGCCUUUGCUUACCAUGAUUAAGCAAAUUCCAAAAUAUGCCAAAUUCCUAAAGGAUCUUUGUGUGCACAAAAAGAAAUUAAAGGGGAAUGAAUUGAUAAGUAUGGGAAAGAAUGUCUCAGCAUUACUUCAGCCAGUUCCUCAGAAGUGUGAAGAUCCAGGAGUUUUUACCGUGCCUUGUGUUAUAGGAGAUUGUAUUUUUGAGGAUGCGAUGUUAGAUCUUGGAGCUUCUAUUAAUGUGAUGCCUAAAUCAGUUUUUCAGUCGUUAAGAAUUGGACCUUUGCAGCCUACAGGUGUAGUGAUUCAGUUGGCCAAUAGAAGUCAAGCACACCCAGCUGGAGUGAUAGAAGAUGUAUUGGUAAAAGUGAGGGAGUUAAUUUUUCCUGCAUAUUUUUACAUCUUAGACAUGGAGGGUGAUGUGCUUGCAAACAGGGCUCCGCUUAUUCUUGGACGUCCAUUCUUGAAGACUGCUAGAACAAAGAUUGAUGUGCAUGCUGGAACUCUUUCUAUGGAGAUAGGAGACACAGUGGUUAGAUUCAGCAUUUUUGAGGCUAUGAAGCAUCCUAGAGAGGAUCAUUCUAUACUUAGCGUUGAUAUCUCAGAGGAGUUGGAUGGUAUGGAGUUCUUGUCAGAUAUUGAUUCAGACUUAGAGGUUUCUGAUUUUGAUCAAGAGAAUGAAUUUGUUUCUUUGUUGGAGGAUAUUUUAGAGGUGGAAGAAAGUGGAAGCACGAGUGAAUGUGUAGGGGAUUGCUUAGGAGAAGCAUUACCCCUAGGAUCGCUCAGAGAGGAAGAGGUAUGCGUAGGGGAUUGCUUAGGAGAAGCUCUACCCCUAGGAUCGCCUACAGUUGACCCGACACAAGAGGAAUUGAAGCCAUUGCCUCAGUAUUUGAAGUAUGGCUAUUUGGGUGAGAAUCAGCAGCUACCUGUCAUCAUAGCUCAGAAUUUGGAACCGGAUCAGGAGGAACGAUUGUUAGAGAUUCUGAGACAACAUAAGAAGGCAAUUGGAUGGACUCUGGCAGACAUUCCUGGGAUCAGUCCUUCCAUUUGUAUGCAUAAGAUUCACUUAGAGGAGGAUGUGAGGCCAGUGAGACAGCCACAGAGACGACUAAACCCAUUGAUUUUGGAUGUUGUAAAGAAGGAGGUGACUAGACUUCUUCAGGCUGACAUCAUUUAUCCGAUUUCUGACAGUAAAUGGGUCAGUCCCAUCCAUGUGGUUCCGAAGAAGUCAGGGGUGGCAGUGGUAGCUAAUGAAGAGAACGAACUGGUGCCCACGAGAGUAAAGAAUUCCUGGAGAGUAUGUGUGGACUAUAGGAAGCUGAACCAAGCAAGCCGAAAGGAUCAUUAUCCACUUCCUUUUAUUGAUCAGAUGUUGGAGAGAUUGGCAGGUAAAUCACAUUAUUGUUUUCUUGAUGGGUAUACUGGUUAUUUUCAUAUUUGCAUCGACCCAGAGGACCAGGAGAAGACUACUUUCACCUGCCCUUUCGGUACAUUCGCAUAUCGUAGGAUGCCAUUUGGAUUGUGCAACGCUCCAGGUACUUUUCAGCGAUGCAUGGUGAGUAUUUUUGGUGAUUUAUUAGAGCAUUGCAUGGAAGUAUUCAUGGAUGAUUUUUCUGUUUAUGGCUCUUCUUUUGAUGCAUGUUUGGAAAACUUGUCUCGAGUUUUAAGUAGAUGUAUCGACACGGAUUUGGUUUUAAAUUUUGAAAAGUGUCAUUUUAUGGUAGAGCAUGGCAUUGUUUUAGGUCAUAUAGUCUCUAGGAAAGGCAUUGAAGUAGAUCCUGCUAAAGUUAGCGCUAUAUCUUCUUUAUCUUACCCUGCAUGCGUGCGGGAGGUUCGAGCUUUUCUUGGUCAUGCAGGAUUCUACAGGAGAUUUAUUAGAGACUUCAGUAAGAUUGCUCUGCCAUUAUCUCAGCUACUUCAGAAGGAUGUCAUUUUUGAUUUUGAUCAGAGGUGUAUGGAGGCUUUUGACAGAUUGAAGGAGGCUCUUACUUCAGCACCCAUCAUCAGACCCCCAGACUGGUCCUUACCUUUUGAGUUGAUGUGUGAUGCUUCAGAUUAUGCAGUGGGAGCUGUACUAGCACAGAGAGUGGAUGGAGCACCACAUGUUAUUUGCUAUGCUUCCAAGACUUUGGACUCAGCUCAAGCAAACUACACAACAACAGAAAAAGAGCUUCUUUCUAUUGUUUUUGCUUUAGAUAAGUUCAGAUCAUAUCUUCUUUGUUCUCAUGUGAUUAUUUUUUCUGAUCAUGCAGCUUUGAAGUAUCUCCUCAAGAAGCCUGAUGCAAAGCCUAGAUUAAUCAGAUGGAUGCUUCUGCUUCAAGAAUUCGACGUAGAGAUACGUGAUAGGAGCGGGAAGGAGAACUUGGUUGCAGAUCACUUGAGCAGGAUUGAAGGAGACUUGGACCAUUCGGCCAUUGUUGAUGAUUUCAGGGAUGAGCAGCUUCUACAGUUGCAGGGGUACACAAGGACUCAUGAUUCAAGUGGAGGCUUAGUUCACUCAACCAAAUGGAGUAGUGCAAGGCCACCUUUGGGCUCAAUUAAACUUGGAUUCCAAUGGAUUUCAAGGAGCUUAAACCCAAGCUAGAUCACACAGGAGCCUUACACCAACUUAGGGUUCAAUGAGCCAAAACCCUAGGUAUUUAAAGAACAUUUUGGCACGGUGAACAGUGAGCUCGCUACUGUUCAUCGUGCCGUUUCUCUUUCGACGGCGCGAAGCUUGCUCCCUCCCUUCUUCCAGAUCUUCAAGCCAACUUGUCAUCAUCGGCGUGAGUUCCUCAGCUUCCGGCGACCAGCUUCCGACCAUCGGCGCACUUCCAGCAAGUGUUUUUGCAUGCGAGGCACUGUAGCUGCGAGUCGCGAGUUUCAUCUCGGGUUGGAGGUGUUCUUCUGAUUCGAGUUUCCAUUCCUUUACUGGAUUUUUGGCGGUGGUCCUCCAGUGAUUCUGAACCCUUUCCGACCAGUUUCCAUCCUUCGUAGCCCUUCGUCCAGCUUGCGAUUCCAGCGACAGUGAACCCAGCAGCGUGCAACAAAGUACCAAGUCAGAAUCUGAUCUCGCUGGAGUUUUGUGAGCUGAUACAAGUGAAUCUGAGUUCGUUUUGAAGCUUGAGGACACUAGACCGAUUUCUGUUGGAGUGUUCUCUGCAGAUUCUUUGUGUGACGGCAAGGAGGAGACAAGUUUUGGCCGAGAUUUGGGUGUAGGGAUGUUAUGUUUUCUUUGCAGUUUGUUUCUAGCUUAGGUUUUCUUGUUUUUACACUUUGUUUCUGAAUUUGUUAGUUCACAGCUUAGAUUUAUUUUAGUCUUAAUUUCUGCACGAAACUGCUCUGUUUAUUCUUGUUCUUAUGUGUUCUGCUUCGUGUUCUGAUUUGUUCAGUUUGUGCAGCAGAAUUUGCUGUGAUUCUGUUUUCUAUG